Messenger RNA from Penicillium arizonense, 501 nucleotides. RefSeq names its product MARVEL domain-containing protein. Gene Ontology annotation, cellular component: membrane. The transcript has 5 exons. Bases 1 to 501 code for a protein of 166 amino acids. NCBI's taxonomy places the organism in Eukaryota, Fungi, Ascomycota, Eurotiomycetes, Eurotiales, Aspergillaceae. The record is from RefSeq and is a predicted model, not a curated record.
AUGCCUGUCAUCUCUCGCCUCGUGUCUAUCGUCCUCCGCGUCGCGGAAAUUGCUUUUGCGGCUGUCGUCGCCGGCAUAAUCGGCCACUACCUCGCCGACCUCAACAACUCCAACGCUGAUGUCGACUGGUGGCCCCAGUCGCGAUGGAUCUACACCGAAGUAAUCGCCGGCUUAUCCAUACUCUUAGGCCUGAUAUGGCUGAUCCCAUUCUCGUCCGGCUUCUUCUCCUGGCCUUUGGAUAUCCUCAUUUCAUUCGCCUGGUUCGCUGCCUUCGGUGUCCUCGUCGAUACGCUCCGUCACUUGCCUUGCGGCAGUAUCUGGUCCUGGCACUUUAGGGGUCAGCAGAUGUGUGGACGUUGGAAGGCAGCCGAGGCUUUCAGUUUCCUUUCUGCUAUUAUCUGGUUGGUUUCUGGGCUUGUGGGUAUUUGGUUUACCUUCCGUGUUCGCCCUUCUACCACUGAUGGAGCUCGCCGCCGUCGCUGGGGUCGCUCUGCAGCCUAA